Molecule: messenger RNA, 3957 nt
Organism: Eriocheir sinensis (Chinese mitten crab)
Lineage: Eukaryota; Metazoa; Arthropoda; Malacostraca; Decapoda; Varunidae
Product: brain-specific homeobox protein homolog
Exons: 6
Coding region: 989-2008 (339 amino acids)
Biological process (GO): regulation of DNA-templated transcription
Molecular function (GO): DNA binding; DNA-binding transcription factor activity, RNA polymerase II-specific
Source: RefSeq, a predicted model, not a curated record
GGGCUAAGAAGUUAGUAGGACAGGACGGCGGAUGGGAGGGGGAGCGAGGGAGGGGAAGUGUCACUGGAAAAUGCUUGCGUGUGUUGUUUGGGGGAGAGGCGAGGAGUUGGGGGUGAGGGGGCAGCAUGCAGGGCGGGAGAGGUGGCUGAGUGUGGAGUGGGGGGUGGGGGUGACAGGAGGGGGCCGGAAGCCAGGAGCAGCGUUGGUCACCGCCUUGGCCGCUGAAGACCGCGCUUCCCUGCGUCUCAUAGAUGAAAUAAUUUAAUAAAGUCUCCUCCAGCGGCAGCCCCUAAUUGGAUGACCCCCCGCCCCCUGCUACCCCCCCGCCGCCCCCCGUCGCCGCCAAUAAUGCUACUUGUUUCCCCGGCCCCUCCAGCCCCCUCCGGCGUCUCAUUGUUGCUCAAGUCGACUUUUGUGUGUAAUAUUCCGGCGUGGCGGCGAGCGGGUGGGCGGGGCCUCGGCGGCGGGGGCGCCCGGCCCCGACACCCACCAUUGGCGGGCGUGGCCGCCAUGCCGGGACGCGGCGCGCUCAUUGGUCCACUUUCUCGCACGUCUUGCAGAGUGUCGGCGGCGGUGUCGGUGAUUGGCUGAGGCCCCGGCGCUGGACGAGGUAAGCAGCGAUCACCGCCCUGAUUGUGGUAAUGUGCACCAACAACGACCAACUAAUCGCCAGCCAUUGGUCCAAAACACACCGUCAUCACCGGACCGGAAAAUUGCAAGUAGCGGGCCACAGCCGCCGCCAGCCCCGCGGGACCUCUGCCGCCGCCCCGUCGCCCCGCCGCCUCCCUGCCGACAAAAUACGCUGACGAGACCUAAGCGUCUUCCAUCGCCGAUUCACUGAGAUUGUGCCUGAGUAGUGCGGCGGCGGCACCGCUCACCACCAGCGGGAGGACAGCACCACCACCACAACCACCCGACACUACCAGCAGGAACAGCAGGAGCUAGAGCGCCGCAGAGCAUCGUGGGCCAGCAGGAGGCAGCGUGCGACAUGGAGCUACUGCGGGAGAAGCGAGACUCGGGCUUGCUGGAGAGCGCCUCGCCCUCUCGCGCCACCACGUCCUUCCUCAUCGACGACAUCCUCUUCCACAGGCCCAAGCGCGGGUGUGGGCGGACUGAGGGAGGCGCAGAGGAAGGCAGCAGUGAGGACAGCCCUUGGAUGAGACUCAACCCGCAGCUGUACCCCGUGACCUCGCGUGACCUGACCACCGUGAGCUCCUCCAUGGUGCGCGCGUCCUUCAGUGAGUCCUACGCCGCCGCCGCAGCCGCUGCCGCCGGAGUCCUGCCCUCCACAGCCGCCGCCGCUGCUGCCGCCGCCGCCGCCUACCUACACCCCCACCCUUACCUGCACAAGCCCGAGACCCACUUCUUGUUCCCAGGCGCAGGUCUGGGCUUCGGCGGGUUGUUCGGGGGCGGCGAGGGCGCGCUGAAGGCCUGCCGCCGGCGGAAGGCGCGCACGGUGUUCAGCGACCACCAGCUGGGCGGCCUCGAGAAGCGGUUCGCAGCGCAGCGCUAUCUCUCCACGCCGGAGCGGGUCGAGCUGGCCACCUCCCUCAACCUCUCAGAGACGCAGGUCAAGACGUGGUUCCAGAAUCGCCGCAUGAAGCACAAGAAGCAGCUUCGGAAACACACGGACGACAAGGCCUCCACCACCACCUCCGCCGCCGCCUCCUCCACCACCACCACCGCCGCCGCAGCCUCCUCUUCCUCCUCCUCCUCCUCGUCCUCCUCCUCCUCAUCCAGUAGUAGUGGCGGGGACAGGGAGGGGAGGGGGAGUCACCUGGUGGGGGGAUCCAGUCAGAUGGAGCACCCCCACCACAACGCCCCCCACCACCUGCACCACCCCCACCCCGGCUCCCCCCUCGACACAGCCCCGUCGCCAGGCACGCCCCUCCCGCGAGACAGCGACCUCUCCCACUCCGAGUACGAGGACGAGAUCGACAUAGUGGGGGUGCCCGCUGACCUGCGACACACCCACGGCGCCCGCCCACACCCACAGGCCGCCCACUAGGCCCACUCAUCCACCGACUAACCUAACCUAACUUAACCUAACCUGACCCUCACCCAACCAGUCUGCCUUUCUUAAUUAACUUUACCUUACUUACCUCCCCUCCACCUUUCUCACCUGAGUCUACUUGUUCCUGAGUCACUCUCCCCUCUCUCCUCUUCCAUUUCUCCCAUUCCCUCUCCCUUAGUGAUGUUACGCACCCCCUCCUCCUUUCUCUUCCUCUCCCUCUCGGUCCCUCUCCCUCGCCAUCUCUCUCCCUAACAGUUGUAUGCUUAAGGAUUUCACGUCGUGUUUUAAGGAAUUUCCACGUGUUCUGAGGUUUCAUGAGAAUUGUGGAUAUGAUAAAUGCUCUUCUUCUAUCUCUAUCUAUCUAUUUAAUUUAUCUUUCCCCUUCUAUCUCUCUAUCUACAACUUACUCUGAGGUUUCAUGAGAAUAUGGAUAUGGUAAAUACUCUCACUAUCUAUCUUUAUCUUUCUAAUCUAUCUUUCUAUCUAUCUAUCUAUAUAUCGUGUGACUCCCUCCCUGGGUCGGAGUAUAAAACAAAGGUCCGUGGACUCUCCCCCCGGUCCCUUUGCUCGAGGUUUCCAGUCCAUUCUAGUCUGUAGUCUCUAGUCCGUCAGUUCAGAGUCUGGUCUUGCGAGUCUAGUCCCCGUUAGGUUUCUUUCCGUCGCCAUUUUUGUUAAUGAUGAACGAAUUUUAUAAACUAACUAUACAUAUAACUCAAUAGUCUAUGAUACCUGUACGUAGAGAUAUCAGGGAAAUGUGUGUGUGUGUGUGUGUGUGUGUGUGUGUGUGUGUGUGUGUGUGUGUGUGUGUGUGUGUCCCUCUCUCUCUCCUACCCUGCCGAAGCCCUUUCAUCCCUAUCCCUGUCCAUCCCUUCCUCCUUUACCCCCAUCCAUCCCUUCAGCAAUCUAGUCAGCACCACAAGUAAACAUGGGCGAGAUAUUGUACAAAGCGAGACAAUUGUUCCUUAUUCACAUUAUUUUGUUGUCCUAUAAUUAUUCCUUCCUUGCUUGCUUCCUACCUCCCUUUCUUUAUAUUUUUUUCGUUUCCUCCCUUGCUUCCUCCCUUCCUUUGGUCCUUUCGUCUUUCUAUACAAACAGCGACUUGUGAAUGUUGUGUGCGUGAUGCUGUCUGUCUGUGCGGCGUCAAUUAGUGAUCUCUCUUAAAUUUCCACAAGAAGCUUUUAUUAGUCAAGUUUUUUUCCGCCUCACCAACUUUCCUCUCACUGAAAGUCCUUUUGAAAGCCGCCGCAAUGUUGUAUCUCUUAAUUUCUAUCGUCUAUCGAUGUCUUCAUGCUAGCUGCUCUUUCGAACCUGCUAACUACACGCCUCCACCCCCCACCCACCCACCCCGCGGCCCCGCAGCACAAAACUUUUUACUCUAGGUCACCCUUAAGCUAUCCAAAUACCUGAUGCAAGGGUUAAUCUUUAUUCUUUCAUUUCCUCCUUUCCUCAUUAUUAAGACUUGAACGCUUCCAACAGGGAGGAUCAAGACGCAGUGCUUUAUUAUUUUCUCUCUGUCUGUUUCGCUCGAUCUGGAAGAACGUUUUUAUUAUUACGGUGAUUAACUACUAUCUAUCAUAAUUAUCAAUAUUAUGUUUGUAUAGUAUUGUUUCUAAAAUUAUCUAUUUCUCAGUCAUAAUUGAUAUUGUUUUUAAUAAUUAGAUAUUAUUAUUUUCCUUAUUGUUAUCAUUAUCAUUAUCAUCAUUAUUAUUGUCAUUAUCAUUACUAUCAUCAUCAUCAUCAUCAGACGUUCAUUUAGCAAAGGUUCUUAACAACAGUAGAGCAGCCAAAGGCAUUUUUAGCGCCGCAUAACCUCUUUUUACUAUUAUUUUUCUUACUCUUUGUUAGUCUGUUGUAAUCAGGACGAGAGGAUUAUACACACGCUUGAAAAAUGGCCACAGAAUAAAAUGUUGGCGUGGAUCAUUACUACAUUGUUGUGUGUGGAG